AUGACCGCAGGAACCGUCAGCGACAGCAGCAACCUAUACCACCUUGCCCCACUUGUGGAAAGAUUCACCCACACCGCCGGUAAACCGCCGCCACCGGACCGCCGUCGCCGUUUCGUCGCUCGCCGUAGUCAGCCGCAUCAUAGCAUCGUCACUGUCAGCAACGCAAACCCCUCGUCUUCUUCCGCCACCGCUCUGCACAACCUCCGUCCGCUUGCUCGCCGCCUUGUCUGUCAGGCGGCUCGACGCCUCACCUCUGUCCGCAAGCACGUAUCUUCGUCUCCAUCCGCUGGUUCAUCGGCCGUCGCCCCGCCAUUGCCGGCUAUCUCCCGCCAUCGACGGCCGUCGCCCGCCAUCGUCGGCGGCCACCCGCAACCUCUCUCACAGCUGCACAUCAACCGUGACCUCUCCUCUCACCGGCGCGCCGGCCUUCGCCCAGUACGCCCUCGUCACCACCACCAGCCGAACCGCCAUCGCCUUCAUCCACCGCCGCCACGCCUUCAUCCGCCGCCAUCAACCAACUCACAGACGCCGGCGUUUUCUUCCGACCAUUUCGAUUUCAUAUAUGCGGGCCAAAACACCUCAACCAAUUCGGUCGUUGACCUGUCAUCCCCCUCCUCCACAGUCGCCGGAGCUGAUCUCCAUAACAGUCCCCGGAGUUGA
Messenger RNA from Striga asiatica, 660 nucleotides. The record is from the annotation of a GenBank genome assembly. NCBI's taxonomy places the organism in Eukaryota, Viridiplantae, Streptophyta, Magnoliopsida, Lamiales, Orobanchaceae.